UUCGUAAUCUAUAGUAUAAUCAACUGUCAUAAAUAAGUGCGUUAAGUGUUAAGUUGUGAUAACGAUAUAAUAACGUUAAUGAUCGACGAACGGGCUCGCAUAAAGAGCUCACACGCAGUACUAUGAGGUGCGACGUGACUGUGAUCUUCAUCCUUGAGCUGCUGGUCGGCUUCAGCUCCGCCGCAAAACAAUUACCGCGCGUUUUGCCCUAUGCUGCAGGGGAACAGGGUGUGCCAGUUUUCGGCGAUUGCGAGUUUCGAGUAAACGGCGAUCUCAAUGAUCCAGCGCCGCUCUUUGCGCGACAUAAUUCUUUCGAGAUAAUCGUGCCAGAUCCAACGGACACAGUGCAUUUAAGCAAUGGCGAACUGCUGGACAUGUUCUGCCCGGGCGUUAGUUUUGCGCCGCCCUUUCAGAAUCGGACACAAUUAACUGCACAGUGUCUGCAGGGAAAGUAUUUCCUUGUCGAUGACCUGAUCUACCCUUUUGCCAACUUUAGCUGCACCGCAUGGCCGACCUUCACGGCACUGCGCACUGGUCGUCAGUGCAAUGGUGGCACAGAUCUGGUUAAAGUGGGCUUCCAGCUGGACGACGAUGGAUUCCUGCACACAUUUGAUGUAUGCCAUGAUGAGCUGGCUGAGGUUACACGCUAUGUACACCACGUGCUCCAUCCAUCCAGCUACGACUAUCAACAUGGUGUGGCGCGACCGAAUUUCGUUGAACUAGACUUUUACGGCGGUCGCGACGUUAAUAAGAAGUACACGCAAAAAGAACAGAAUAUCACAAUAAGUGAAAUUCUGGGCAUGGAUGCUAGCCCAUACUUUAACUAUAGCGAAGAUCGGAUAUUGGCACGCGGCCACAUGGUCGCUAAAACGGAUCUCGUCUUUGGAGCGGCUCAAAUGUCGACCUUUCUAUUCAUCAAUGUGGCGCCACAGUGGCAGAGCUUCAAUGGCGGCAACUGGGAGCGUGUCGAAUCCAGUGUUCGCAAAUUUGUUGCCGAUCAGCACCUGACUGUUGACUGCUAUACCGGCACCUGGGGCGUAUCCAUGCUGCCCGACUUCGAGGGCAUCGAACAGGAACUAUAUCUUGACUUUGAUGAGAACAACAAUGGCUUGAUACCAGUCCCCAAACUGUAUUUCCGUGUCAUAAUCGAUCGUGCCAGUCGAGAGGGCAUUGUCCUAGUCGGUGUUAACAACCCCUACGUAACUUUGGAUCAAAUUCAAAGUGAUUAUAUUUUGUGCAAGGAUAUUGGACAUCAGAUAAGUUGGGUUUCCUGGAUAAAGGAGGAUCUACAUGAGGGCUAUUCAUAUGCGUGCUCUGUGGAGGAUUUCACGGAAGUGGUGACAGACUUGCCACUUGAUGAUCUGCACACGAAUGGUAUCCUUGGCUUAGAUAGAGAUCCAAGCACCACCACUGAUUCUCCAACCACUGUCGACACCACUGAAUACACAACUACAACGGCUUCUGAGAGCACUGUCGACACCACUGAAUUGCCAACUACAACGGCUUCUGAGAGCACUGUUUCCACUGUCAGCACCACUGAAUACCCAACUACAACGGCUUCUGAGAGCACUGUUUCCACUGUCAGCACCACUGAAUACCCAACUACAACGGCUUCUGAGAGCACUGUUUCCACUGUCAGCACCACUGAAUACCCAACUACAACGGCUUCUGAGAGCACUGUUUCCACUGUCAGCACCACUGAAUACCCAACUACAACGGCUUCUGAGAGCACUGUUUCCACUGUCGACACCACGGAAUUACCAUCUACAACAUCUCCUGUGAGCCCUACCGAAUCGCCCAGCACAUUAUCAAGCUCAACUGCAACAACUGCUGCUCCGACUACACCAACUCCUACUCCUACUCCUAAGCCCAAUCAAUGCUACUUCAGCAUCAACGGGGAUCUCACAAAUCCUGCCCCGCUGCUUACGCCAGAGGGCGCCCUGAGUUGGCUUUUGCCGAAUGAAACAGGAAUCUAUACGGUAGAUGAUGGGUCGAGCAUUGAUUUGCAUUGUACAGCUGCACUUGCCAUACCAUUCAAUAAAUAUACCGCACUGACGGCGCGCUGUGUGGGCAACCAAAUGUAUGAGGCGGAAGGCCAGAAUGUAAGAAUCGGAGAAUUCAGCUGCCAAUCUUGGCCCACUUAUGAAGCCGUUCGAACUGGUAACUCGUGUGAAGGCGGCACUGAACUACUGCAGAUUGGCUUUAAUGUGGCUGCCGGUCUGUUGCCGCAGCUGGAGCUGUGCUAUGACGAGAAUGCACAGAUCACGCGAUACGCUCGCUACGAGCUGACGCCAGCUAAUGUGGCCUAUCAACGGAACGUUGCUCAGCCUGGUUAUCUGCGAGCCGACUUCUAUGCUGGCAGGGACGUCAAUGUACUCUAUAGCCUGCCGCAUCAGUACGAGACGCUUAGCGAGGCUCUCGGUCUGGAUGCAAGCCAGUACCUAGACAGCAGUCGCGAUUUCUACCUAACACGAGGUCACCUCGGCGCGCGUCAAGAUUUUGUGCAUGGCUCGGCGCAGCGUGCGACCCACUUUUAUGUGAAUGUGGUGCCCCAGUGGCGCAGCAUUACCAUUGGCAACUGGUUGGCUUUGGAGCAGAGUCUUCGUCAGUUUGUGGCCCAUGAGGCGCUGAACGUAAGCGUGCAUGCAGGCAGCUGGGGCGUGGCCACAUUGCCAAAUGCCGAAGGCAAGCAGACCCCGAUCUAUUUAGAUGCCCAUACAGAGCAGCUGCCAGUUCCGCGCCUGGUCUAUCGCAUUGUUAUUGACCAGCAGAGUCGCAAGGGAAUUGCCUUAGUGGUGUCGAACAAUCCACAUGCCAGCCUUGCCGAAAUACUGCAGGACUAUGUCGUCUGUGAGGAUGUGGGUGCGCAGUUGGAUUGGCUGGACUGGGAGAAGACCAACAUCGAGAAGGGCUAUGCCUACGCAUGCGCUGUGGAAGAUUUUACGGAUGUGGUCAAGGAUCUCCCAUUAAAUCAACUGGAGACAACAGGACUCCUUGGAGUACCGGAGGCACAGCAACAGCAGCCGUGUAACUUUCGCGUAAAUGGCGAUCUGAAAGAUCCAGCUCCGCUCUUUGUAGUGCGCAACGCGAAGGGCUCAGCAAAAUAUUUGGAGCCCAAUGCACAAGGGGUGGUAGAAUUAAAGCAUGGUCAGACAAUAGAGAUGCACUGCAGCGGCACAAGAACAUUUCAAGGAUAUUUUGCAGAGUAUUCUCGACUGAGGGCCACUUGCUGGCAACAGGAAAAUUUCUUAGUGCUGGGCAGCGUCUACCAUAUUAACGACUUUGUAUGCACCUCGUGGCCUAGCUACACUGCUCGACGUACGAAUCGUGUGUGCAAUGGAGGCACAAAUCUUUUGGAAGUUGGCUUUCAGCUAGCCAGCGAUGAUAUGGACGAUGACUUCCUGCAACUCUACGAUGUCUGUCACGAUGAGCUAGCAGAGGUAACACGCUAUGUACACCAUGUGCUGACGCCCAGCAGCGCCCAAUAUCAGCGUUCAGUUAGUCGGCCAAGCUUUGUAACGGGUGACUUCUAUGGCGGCAAGGACGUCAAUCAGAAGUAUACCCAGGUGCAACAAAAUAUUACAGUUAGCGAGAUUCUGGGCAUGGAUGCCUCACCAUAUUUCGAUAUUAGCGGCAACGUGUAUCUGGCCAGGGGCCAUCUAUCUGCCAAAACUGACUUCAUUUUCGGUGCCGCACAGCAGGCGACCUUUUUCUUUGUAAAUGCCGCGCCCCAGUGGCAGACAUUCAAUGCGGGCAACUGGGAACGUGUUGAAGAUAGCGUGCGAAAAUUCGUUGCUGACGAGAAUAUAACCGUUGAUUGUUUCACAGGAACGUGGGGUGUAUCCACGCUGCCUGAUGCAGAGGGCGUGUCCCAAGAGCUAUACUUAGACUUCGACGAGAACAACAAUGGUCUGAUACCAGUGCCGAAGUUGUAUUUCCGUGUGAUUAUCGAUCACGAAACCCGCAAGGGCAUUGUGCUGGUGGGCGUUAAUAACCCACAUAUUGGCCUGCAGGAGAUUGAGGACGACUAUAUUAUCUGCCCCGAUAUUAGUGAUCAAAUCAGUUGGAUUAGCUGGUCAAAGCAAGAUUUAAAGAAGGGCUACUCGUAUGCCUGCACAGUGGAAGAUUUUAUAGAAAUCGUCAAAGAUUUGCCAUUGGACGAUCUGCAAACGAAUGGUAUUUUAGGUAUUUCGAAUCAACACAGAUAGCAAUAUCUACUGUUCUAAUCAAAUUACCUAAGCCUACAAUAAAUAAUCAUAAAAAUAAAAACAGACCAACGAUAAGCAGCUUUUUAAUUGUCAUAAUGCCGCACGUGCCACACGUUUCGAAUUACCGAAGCUGCUCCUAUAUACAUUUUGUACACUGGUUGACAAGGUAUAUCGGCACUUUGAGCUUUUGUAACAUAAAUAAAAGCAUUUGAUUAUGUUAAUCUUAUCAGUAAAUAAUGUUUACGUCGCGCAUUCAUUAAUAUGAAAUGUCAAUGGAACUUGAUGUUUUAAUUGUUGCUGAAAAUCAACAGAAUAUAUUUU
Molecule: messenger RNA, 4529 nt
Organism: Drosophila hydei
Lineage: Eukaryota; Metazoa; Arthropoda; Insecta; Diptera; Drosophilidae
Exons: 1
Coding region: 123-4208 (1361 amino acids)
Biological process (GO): apoptotic DNA fragmentation
Cellular component (GO): mitochondrial inner membrane; nucleus
Molecular function (GO): nucleic acid binding; RNA endonuclease activity; single-stranded DNA endonuclease activity
Source: RefSeq, a predicted model, not a curated record